AAAGCCGAUUUUGCGCAUCUGCCCCGUGGCUGCCUUUCCGUGCACUCAGACCGUCGCCGAGCCACAAAGACGUCACAUUACAUAACACGCAGUCAUCAUGAGGAUUUACUUAAUCGGAUCAGGCCUGUGUAUAGCCACGGUGGCCGCUUGUAUGGAUGCGACCGGCCGUGAAUGCGGAGAUCUAGGUCCGCCGCCGUCCAUACUGGACAUGCCCCCGCCUCCGAUGCCUUCGUUUUUGGCCGCCGUCUUGAACGAUCAGUCGGGCAGCAAUGAAUCAAACUCGCCGAACAAAGACAUGUUGAUGGAAACCAACGAACUGGAACCUGGCAAACCGUGCAAAGCCAUGUGCGACACUGAUCAAGGGGUGGGAUUCGUCGAGUUACCGCAACAAGGACCUAUUAUCGAGACGUACUCCUGGUGGAUGCUGCUGUCCACGUGCUUGCUCGCAGUGAUGCUGAUCGGGACAGUCAUACUAGUGGUAGUCGUCCGGCUGAGAGAUAAGAAACGUUGGAGCAAAUCGGACUUCAGCCCGGAGCCAAAGAAAAGCCCCCCGCUGUACGACACUAUCGACAUUUCGCCGAAGACGUUUUGGGCGACGCUGUCGCCCACGGGCAACAUCGACACGACGGCCACGACCCGGCGACCCGUGCACCACCAUCCGCAGACGAUCGCCAACCCGAACUUCGAGAACGGCGCCUACUAUCCGUACGAGCAGCAACACGAGUACCAGCAGAUCACCACCAUCCGCCGCGCCAUGCCCGAGUACCAGACCAUCAGACCGCACGUGUCGUCGCCCACGCGCAUCGAGCACCCAAACAUGCCGCCGCUGAACCUGUACAGAUCGAUCCGCCGGAUUUCCGAUCUGGAAUCGCCGUGAUCCGCUCCGGCCGACGGCGAUCGCGGUCCACACGGCGGCGUCGUGUGCCCGCCGCGAGUGUAAUAAUAAUAAUAUGCACCGAGUGCAGUCACCUGCAAGUAUAUUGAUUAUUAUGCGUUUUAGAAAUCCCGUCGGAGGCCGACGACAACAUUAACGAUAAUUUUAUAACAAUAAUUGCGUCGUUGUUGAGCGUAUUCCGCGACCGUUUCCCGAACCCGAGACGCCGUAGGUUUCGUCCAAUUUUUUCCCGUUUUACUGUCCCCGAAGUCUUCGAGUCCGCACAAUAUUAUCGUUGCAGUGUCCAUUAUGCUGACGCAGGCAUAUUGUAAAAAUAUUAUGAUGUGCCCCGUUUGCCCCGAAAUCGUUUCAACCGCAUCGCGCUCUGUGUAUAUGAUUUACGUGUUUGUAUUUGGCAGAAAGAAAAUCAAUUCCUAUAAUAGAAACUCUACUCGAGUACAGUCGUUGUUUAUAUACAUAGUCCGAACAAAAUAUGUUUGUACAUAGGCGAUAGGUAGUACAUAGUAUGCAUAAAGUACUGUAUAAUAUUAUUAUGUACAUAUGUAGAAGGCUUACUGAUGUCGCGUGAAUCUAAAAUGUGUAUCUCCCCGAAACUCGAAUAUUCAUUUUUUUUCUCUUAUAUUUAUUAUCAACAUACUUUUUCGUGUUUUCAACGGAUUCAAUCGUUCGGAAUAAUCGCACGACACGGUAAACACGACAAUAUGAAGAAACGCAUUGCAAGAUACAUAAAUCAGCAUACCUUAUUGUGCCAUGUUCGAAAUUCAAAGAAAUUAUUAUUUUUAUUUUUUACACAUCAGUAACUCCCAUCGUAUAAUAUAUACGACGUAGGGUGGAAUGUAAACACCGAAUUUGAUGUUUCAUUUUCGAACAGUGUUUUUCAGCACAAUACGUCUUUGCGAAUUCGCAAGGUAAAAAAUGCGUUUGUAUACAACAUACUUUAACAUUUUGUUACCAUUUUGUAAGGUAAAAACUCAUGGUUUUUUUUUUUUUUUGUUCUUUUCAAGUUUCAAUUUUGAUGUAUCGGCCCAACCCUCUAGUCCUUAAGUUAAGUACUUUUAGUUGAACAAUUACAAGCCGCUGUGCUAAUGGCAUAAUUUAAUAUCAUAGCUGUUGACUAUUUUAUCCACCGGAAAACGACCGGGAAGACCACACAAUAUAGAUUUAUCGUAUUGAUUUGCGUAGCUGUGCAGAACUAAGAUUUCCAAUAUAGG
Myzus persicae (green peach aphid) is the source of this 2106-nucleotide messenger RNA. RefSeq lists its product as uncharacterized. NCBI's taxonomy places the organism in Eukaryota, Metazoa, Arthropoda, Insecta, Hemiptera, Aphididae. The transcript is spliced from 4 exons. Bases 98 to 877 code for a protein of 259 amino acids. The record is from RefSeq and is a predicted model, not a curated record.